CAGUCCCCUGUGAGGGCUCCUGGGCAGCAUGGUUCCCCAGCGUGGCCUUUGCAGGGGUCUCGUGUCCCGCAGACACCGCCCGGCCCCUGACGGGUCAGCAGGGACCCAGCAGGGCUCUGGGAUGCCUGUGGUUUCCUCUGCCCCCUGCCCCCCGGCUGAACAGCCACUCACCGCUCCACACAGCAGGCCCCCUCGCACCCCGGGUCGCUGCCAGGCCUGGUGGAGGUGAUCCUCGCGUUGACCACGCCCUCGCCCUGGCUGGAGCCGCGGCUGCGGCAGUUCAUGGGCGGGCUCCUGGGAGUUCCGCGGGUGAACACACACCGUCUGUUUCUUUUUGACCGCACCCAGACUUUGUUUCUUUGUCUCAACUGUUACUUUCUGGUCUGUGCCGUUUUGGGUGUAGCCGAGAAACGCGUUCAUGAAGAGGAGCGGGAAGGGAGGGGGCGUUGUGGUGCGACUGGGGCUGGAAGCGUAUGACCCCCGUGUCCAGGAGGAAAGGUGCAGUCGAGAGGGUUUGCCGUCUCCACAUGUCGGAGCUGAUGGAGGUCUGGCCCUGCCCACAGGGAUGUCAGGACCGAGGCCGGUGGUCCUGAGUGGACCAUCAGGGGCCGGGAAGAGCACCCUGCUGAAGAGACUCUUGCAGGAGCAUGGCAGCGUCUUCGGCUUCAGCGUGUCCCACACCACGAGGGACCCGCGGCCUGGAGAAGAGAAUGGCAAAGAUUACUACUUCGUGACCAGGGAGGUGAUGCAGAGGGACAUCGCCGCGGGCGACUUCAUCGAGCACGCCGAGUUCUCGGGGAACCUGUAUGGGACUAGCAAAGCCGCCGUGCGGGCCGUGCAGGCCAUGAACCGCAUCUGCGUGCUGGACGUGGACCUGCAGGGUGUGCGGAACAUCAAGAAGACGGACCUGCGGCCCAUCUACAUCUUUGUGCAGCCGCCCUCGCUGGACGUGCUGGAGCAGCGGCUGAGGCUGCGGAACACGGAGACAGAGGAGAGCCUGGCCAAGCGGCUGGCGGCCGCUCGGGCUGACCUGGAGAGCAGCAAGGAGCAGGGCCUGUUUGACCUGGUCAUCGUCAACGACAAUCUGGACGUGGCCUUUCGGGCCCUGGAGGAGGCUCUGGCCGAGGAAAUCAAGAAGGCUCAGCGGACCAGCCGCUCCUGAGCAGGACCACCAGCUGCGUGCUCCCCGGUGGGGACUGCGCUCGCCUCGGCUAGUGCCCAGACUGCCGCGGCCAGAGGACCCUGGCCUCCCUUUACUCCUCUGUCGUGGGAGCUGUGCCGGGGUGUAAUAAAGAACUGCUGGGCA
Messenger RNA from Mirounga angustirostris (Northern elephant seal), 1306 nucleotides. It is a transcript of the gene GUK1, whose product is annotated as guanylate kinase 1. The transcript has 9 exons. The record is from RefSeq and is a predicted model, not a curated record. Lineage: Eukaryota; Metazoa; Chordata; Mammalia; Carnivora; Phocidae. Gene Ontology annotation, cellular component: cytosol. Gene Ontology annotation, biological process: purine nucleotide metabolic process. The coding region runs from base 419 to 1162 and encodes 247 amino acids. Gene Ontology annotation, molecular function: GMP kinase activity.